AUGUCAUCUUAUGUUAUGUUAUGUUAUGUUGUGUUGUGUUGUGUCAACUCCUCUCAUGUGAGCCUGUACCUUUCUCAGUCAAUCAAACAAUAUUUCCCAUCCCAUAAGAAAACAUAUAGCCGCUCAUAUAUGUCCACGACAAAGAGAUCACAAGACCAUUCAUCGAACGAGCACCAUCGCGUUAAGAGAACAAAGCUACUUGACAACGAUACUAAUGAUGAUGAUGAUGCUGAGGCCACAACUGGAAUGGGCAGACUAGAAUUUGAAGCAUUACAACAAUACAGAGAAUUCGAAGAUAAAUUAAUAACAGAUAGAGCUGAAGCAAUACGAACUGGUGAUAUUAACAUCGUCAUCAAUAGUUUAGAUAAUGUGAAUGGUUUAUUUUCAAAAGUUAAUGGAUCUAAAAAUAAUGGACUUUUCGCUCAUGAUGCUAAGGCUAUUGUAAAUAUUAGUGAGUUGGCACAGAUCUCUGUGAGAAAUUUGAAAUUUGGUGAUACGAGAUCAUUGAUUAAUAUUGAUGAUAUUACUAAUUAUUUUAAAAGGUAUAUGUUGAAGGAAUAUUUUAAAUUGAAUAGAAUUAAAGAAGAAGAAAGUAGUGCUGAUAAUCUUCUUUCUAGUAUGGAAUUAACAAAUGAUGAAAAUGAAGAUAAUGAUGGUGCAAAUACCAGGAAUAAUAAUAAAUUGAGACAAAAUGUUAUGAAGAAAAAUUAUUUAAAACAAUUUAAUCGAUAUGAUCAAUUUAACGAAUUUAAUUGGUUUAGAAUGGGUGCAUUGUUUGAAAACUUCAGCUCUAUGCCAAUUACUGUGGAUCAUUUAUCUGGUCCAUUUGCAUUAGAGAAGAAAAUUAGAGCUCCAAUCGUUAGGAAAAGAAGAGUGGAACCAGUGGGUAAAUUGACUAAAGCUGAAGUAGUUACACAAGAAAAUUUGAAAACAAAAGAACCCACAACACCUGAACAAGUCAAAAGAAUCUUUAAAAUUUUACAAAAGAAAAUAGGACAAUCAAAUAAUAAUAAUAAUUCUAUUAAUUUGUUUGAAUUUAUUAUUGAUCCAAAUUCAUUUUGUAGAACAGUGGAAAAUUUGUUCUAUACAAGUUUCUUAAUCAAAGAAGGUAGACUGGAAUUGAUUGAAAAUGAAUCUGAUGGAUUCCCCUCAAUAAGGAUUAAAGAAAAUGUUAGAUCAAAUGAUUCAGCCAAUAAUGAAAUUGAAAAACAGAAAAGAUUAAACAAGCAUCAAAAUCAUAUUAUUUUCCAAAUUGAUAUGCCAACUUGGAAAAAAUUAAUUGAAAAAUUCAGUAUUACAGAAAGUUUCAUACCGUCCUUCUCUGACAACAAUUGA
Molecule: messenger RNA, 1335 nt
Organism: Naumovozyma dairenensis CBS 421
Lineage: Eukaryota; Fungi; Ascomycota; Saccharomycetes; Saccharomycetales; Saccharomycetaceae
Gene: NSE4
Product: Smc5-Smc6 complex subunit NSE4
Exons: 1
Coding region: 1-1335 (444 amino acids)
Biological process (GO): DNA repair
Cellular component (GO): nucleus; Smc5-Smc6 complex
Source: RefSeq, a predicted model, not a curated record